Messenger RNA from Gadus chalcogrammus (walleye pollock), 2920 nucleotides. RefSeq names its product secretagogin, EF-hand calcium binding protein (gene scgn). Bases 1466 to 2152 code for a protein of 228 amino acids. Lineage: Eukaryota; Metazoa; Chordata; Actinopteri; Gadiformes; Gadidae. Gene Ontology annotation, biological process: regulation of long-term synaptic potentiation; regulation of presynaptic cytosolic calcium ion concentration. The record is from RefSeq and is a predicted model, not a curated record. Gene Ontology annotation, cellular component: dendrite; terminal bouton; cytosol. Gene Ontology annotation, molecular function: calcium ion binding. The transcript has 10 exons.
ACCUAUUCCCAACUUCCUCACCGUUCUUCAGGAAAUUAUUACAAUCAUAAGCGGAAUGCUGCAUUAUCUUUUCUGAAAACUCUUGCAUGCAUCCCCAGCAGCAGAUAAUGUAAGGAUGUGAAGAGUCCUGCAUCCAAUUCAAAAGUCAACAUUUGUAGCCUCUGUAACGUUUUCAGACUAUCACAAAACACAUUUCUGAAUGGACCUUUGUGCAUUAUUUACUAGGCUUCCCCAAAGAAUAUGACAAUGUAGUGCUGAUUGUUAAGGUGAAUAACUAGUGCUGAACCAUAGACAUAGUAGUUAAACAAAAUAGCAAAUUCUGUUUUGGGGCAUCUAUCAAAUAGUGCAAUAGUCUCUGCAACACAGUCAAUCUUAUUGUGGCAAUCUGCCUUUGGGUGUGGCGGGUUGUAAACAGGACAACGUGAUUAAAGUGCUCUGGUUCUUCUCGGGAUGAAGGGUGGCGGGGGAGAAGCCCCUAAUUACAUCCUUCAUGGAUUUCCAGUAAUGUCACAAUAAGUCUACCCAUUAAAAAUGUUCAUUGUGGGUGGAUGGACCUAAGCUACACCCUGUCCUAUGAACAACGCCCCAUGCAUUACAUGAUCAAUUAUAAUCUUGUCUGAAGGAGGCAAACAAUUGUUACCAAGCUGAACACACUCACUUAACAAAGUGUGUGUGUAUGUGUGUCGUUAUAAGUGUGUGUGGGUGUAUCUUCUGUUAAAUGGAGUUAGAGAAAGCAAACAGAUCACAACCACAGUUCAAUAUCACUGCACUAUAUCUGGUCAGUGUUGGACCGGUAAAAGCAGGUCUAUUCCGUUCUAUCCUACACAAUAUCAACAAAGAAAUGGAUGCACAAUUUAGACCAUAUAUUGUUAAAAAUCUGCCUAGCAACUGGGCCCUGAUGCCUCCAAAGAUGAGCUCAUUAGCUAAGUGGCUCCGGGCCAUGUCUCUGAUUUAUUAACCCUUUUGAAGAUAGCACUAUGUUUCUAUAGUUACCUCUCCUAUAAUGCUUUGACAGUUCAGGGCACAACUCAAAUACAGAAUAAGCAAACCCAUCCAAUGUGCAGCUUGCAACAGGUAAACCACAUGAGCAAAACCAAAUCGAAUCUGGCAUGAUUCAAAUUAUUUUAUUAUUAUUAAUUUUUUCCAUACGUUUUCUAUUUUCACUUUCAGUAUUUAUUUUAUCCUGUCGCCGGGAAGGCCUUCCCCUCGGCCCCGUAAAGGACUCUGUUUGCUUUGGGACAACCUGGGGAAACAGCAAGUGUUUGUUCAGCUGGAGUAGCAAUCAUUAACAAUGAAAGCAGUUCACUGCCUUUAAUUACAGCCACACUCACACGUACAACAACACUGAGGAGUGUUUAUACGAUAGAGAAUAUGUAACCUUUUUGUUUAAAGAUUACUUGUCGUCACCAAUCCGGUCACUGCAGUGAAAUGACUGCUGGUUUGGGAGUUUAUCAACAGCUGACAUAUGAUGAUUGUGGAAACAACAGAGGAGAAUGUACAGAAGCUGAAGCAGAGGUUCAUGUCGACUUACGAUGUCACGGCCGACGGAAAACUACAGAUCCAAGAGUUGGCGCUCAUGAUCCUGCCCGCAGACGAGAACUUCCUGCUGGUGUUCCGCAGGGAGGCUCCUCUGGAUAACAGCGUUGACUUCAUGAAGAUAUGGAGGAAAUAUGACGUUGACUGCAAUGGUUGCAUAUCAGCUCAGGAGCUAAAGGCUUUCCUUCGAGACCUUAUCCAGCAGCACCACAAGGAAGUGUCACCUAGCAAGCUGGAUGAGUACACUGAUGCCAUGAUGAAAGUAUUUGACAAAAACAAGGACGGUUGUUUGGAGCUGAAUGACAUGGCCAGGAUCCUGGCGAUGGAAGAUAACUUUUUGCUCCAAUUUCAACUGGAUGCCUCCAGUCAAGGAGAGAGGAAAAGAGACUUUGAGAAGAUCUUCACCCACUAUGAUGUCAACAAGACGGGGGAGCUGGAGGGGGUGGAGGUGGACGGCUUUGUGAAGGACAUGAUGGAGCUGGUCAGGCCCAGUAUCACAGCGAAAGAGCUGGACAAGCUGAAAGUAAUCCUGCUGGGCCACUGUGAUGUCAACAGGGAUGGAAAGAUCCAGAAGAACGAGCUGUCUCUCUGUCUGGGAGUGCGGCCCAGGCCUUAGGGCACACACCAUUGAAUGUGUCCCAAUAGACCUCUGAAGAAUAAGUCCCGUCUCCGCGGCUCCGGUUCCCUCGGUCAAAUGUCUAUGGGAAAUACCAUGGCGUUUUUGAAUUAUCGUAGGCCUACAUAACAAACUCUGUAGGUGGCGAAGAAGUAAAAGCUGCGUCACGUUCUGAACUACACACUUUUUCCAUCUAGUUUCGACUGGGUUUUUGAAUUGUCGUUGCCGUUAAAGCAGCAUUAAUCAUCGUUAACUACUUUAACGACAUCGACAAUCAGAAAUCCCAGUCGAAACUAGAUGGAAAAAGUGUGUAGGCCUAGUUCAAAACAAAUAUUGUUUGUAGAAAGAAUGUUGAAACUCACAAAUAAAUAAAUAACUCAAAAAUAGUAAAUGCCCUCUUCUUUAGAAGAGUGACGACAACAAAUGGCCUGUUCCCACCUACGGCAAAGACCUUGCGAAAAUGAGAAUGAAUGGAAAUCAGUGUAAAGAGGGAAACGCACUGUUCCUCAAGCCAAACCCGGCCAUGGAAAUUAGGAAAUCACUUCUACUUUAUCGCCCUCAUGCCUCAUCUGAAAAAGGGUUUUCCCUUCAUUAUUUUUGCUCAAUAUACAUGUUGAAUCAACGGUGUUUUCCCACUAUGACCACAGACAAUGUAUACUGUCUGUGUCCGUCAGCAUGUUGCGUGAACGGAUGUGUCGGUUGGUUUCGAUUUACCCACAUCAACCUCUCCAUUUGUUAAGAUUGGAAAUAAAAAUAUACUAAUUUAAG